AUGGAUGAAACCCAAAGACCAACUAGUGCAGCUGGGUACGCAUUUUAUUAGAAAAUAUUUAAUUUUUUUUUUCAAUUUCUUGCAGAAGUCAGCAAAACCCGAUGAAUCUUUCGAUAAACGCCGCAGAACGAUCGAUUGAACGCCUGGCGCCUAUUUCUGUAAGGUAAGUUUUUGAUAAUUGGUGAGAAUAUGAAAAAAUAAAGUUACUUUGCAGAGCAGGAAUUCAGCUGACCGAAGCGUUCGCAGAGCUCACCGAGCACUGGAAACAGUACACGGAAAUAGAAGGAGCCGACCGAAUCGCUGCGAUAAUUAAGGAUUUGACAGUAGAAGAGCAGCUGGAACGGUGUGAACACAUGGAAAAAAUUGAGAUCAUCGGUAGGCUUUCGAAAGAGAACCAGAAAAAACUGAAAAAUCAUGAAAAACAUUUCGUUUCAGGUAUCGUUCGAUACAAUCUCCGCAAAAUGACGACGAUAAAGGAGGAGAACGAGAUGCUGACGCAGCAGAAUCGUGAGCUCGCGGAGAAAAUGCAUCGUGUCGAGCACCGAAUCGCCAAGGCUCAGGGUCAGGUCUUCGACAAAAUGCACAAAACGGUCCGACAAAUUCUCGACGAUUUUCACACGCGAGAACUCGAUUUAGCGCGGAAGACUGAGGAGUUGGAGGCGGAAAGGAUGAAUUUGACGGCGAAGAACUCGAAAUUGGAGGCGAAAGUGGAAAAUUUGGAGAGAAAACUUGAAGAAUUGGAGCAGAAAUCGACGAGUUUGCAGCAGAAAAAACAGGAAUUGGAGGGGACCGUCGAGGAGAAAGAAUCGCUUUUCGAGAGAUUGGCCAAGAAAUACGACGAGCAAAGCGACGAAGUGUUCCAAUUGAGAGAAUCGUUGGAGCAGUCGAAGCAGACGGUCAGAGAAAAGUCGGAUGAGGCAGUACAAGAAGCGCUGGACGCGCAAAACCUGAGAAUCAUGCUGGUGAAGCAGAAGGACGAGAUUUGGGAGCAAGCUCGACGGCACGAGCAGGCAAUCAAAGACGACAUGGACGAGUACCGUUCGAAGCUCGAACAUCAGAUGGUGAUGCUCAGGAAGAAGUGCAAGGACGAGAUGGAGACAAUAGGCAAGGAGCAUCGGACGGCGCUUUAUCAGCGAGACUCUCGCAUCCAAAUGCUCGCGACAGAGCUGCAAAAGAAGCAAUUGGACGUGGACAAGUACGAGAAGCAUCUGGAAAUGAUUGUGGCGCAGAUCAAGGGAAAUAUGAAGAGAAGUCUGGCGGUGAAUUACAAGGAUCUGAUCGAGUCCAUCUCGGCUAUAAAUGUGCCGGAGCCGCCGUCGAAUCGAAACGACUCGUGGCUCGAUGCGGUCAGAGAGAUUGAGGCGGAAAAUAACAAGGAGAACGGCAAGAAACGGACUAAUAGCGGUAAGCCAAGUCACAUUUCGGCGCAAAGUCAUAAAUUGAAAUUGCAGGUCGUUCAUCAUGUCCGCCGUCGCCAAAACGGUCAGUCGGAGUGCAGGCGCGUCCGGAAAGAGAAGCGCCACGUGUCGUCGUCCGCCGUCCGAUGCCCGGUCCGUUCCAGACGACGUCCGCUCGACUCCCCUCCACUUCAUCCUCCCAUCAUCAUCGAAAGUAG
Caenorhabditis sp. 36 PRJEB53466 is the source of this 1615-nucleotide messenger RNA. Lineage: Eukaryota; Metazoa; Nematoda; Chromadorea; Rhabditida; Rhabditidae. The record is from the annotation of a GenBank genome assembly.